AUGGCAAUGCACGCCCUCACCGGCUUCUCGCUGGUCAGCCUGCUCAGCUUCGGCUACCUGUCCUGGGACUGGGCCAAGCCAAGCCUGGUGGCCGACGGGCCCGGGGAGGCCGGCGUAGAGCCGCCUUCGGCCGCCCCACCCCAGCCUCCCCAUAUCAUCUUCAUCCUCACCGACGACCAGGGCUACCACGACGUGGGCUACCAUGGCUCAGAUAUCGAGACCCCUACACUGGACCGGCUGGCAGCCGAGGGUGUCAAGUUGGAGAAUUACUAUAUCCAGCCCAUCUGCACGCCUUCGCGGAGCCAACUUCUCACUGGCAGGUACCAGAUCCACACGGGACUUCAGCACUCCAUCAUCCGCCCUCGGCAGCCCAACUGCCUGCCCCUGGACCAGGUGACACUGCCCCAGAAGCUGCAGGAGGCGGGUUACUCCACCCACAUGGUGGGCAAGUGGCACCUGGGCUUCUACCGGAAGGAGUGCCUGCCCACCCGCCGGGGCUUCGACACCUUCCUGGGCUCACUCACCGGCAACGUGGACUACUACACUUAUGACAACUGUGACGGUCCCGGGGUGUGCGGCUUUGACCUGCACGAGGGCGAGAGCGUGGCCUGGGGCCUCAGCGGCCAGUACUCCACCAUGCUCUAUGCCCAGCGGGUCGGCCACAUCCUUGCUAGCCACAGCCCCCGGCGGCCCCUCUUCCUCUAUGUGGCCUUCCAGGCCGUGCACACGCCCCUGCAGUCCCCUCGAGAGUACCUGUACCGUUACCGCGCCAUGGGCAACGUGGCCCGGCGCAAGUACGCGGCCAUGGUAACCUGCAUGGACGAGGCCGUGCGCAACAUCACCUGGGCGCUCAAGCGCUAUGGUUUCUACGAUAACAGUGUCAUCAUAUUCUCCAGCGACAAUGGUGGCCAGACCUUCUCGGGGGGAAGCAACUGGCCGCUGCGAGGACGCAAGGGCACUUACUGGGAAGGGGGCGUGCGUGGCCUCGGCUUCGUCCACAGCCCCCUGCUCAAGCGAAAGCGCCGGACAAGCCGGGCGCUGGUGCACAUCACUGACUGGUACCCGACCCUGGUAGGUCUGGCGGGUGGCAGUGCCUCGGCGGCCGACGGGCUGGAUGGCUACGACGUGUGGCCAGCCAUCAGCGAGGGCCGGGCCUCGCCGCGCACGGAGAUCCUGCACAACAUCGACCCCCUCUACAACCAUGCCCGGCACGGCUCCCUGGAGGCUGGCUUUGGCAUCUGGAACACUGCCGUGCAGGCUGCCAUCCGCGUGGGCGAGUGGAAGCUGCUCACGGGGGACCCUGGCUAUGGGGAUUGGAUCCCACCACAGACGCUGGCCGCCUUUCCCGGCAGCUGGUGGAACCUCGAGCGCAUGGCCAGUGCCCGCCAGGCAGUGUGGCUCUUUAAUAUCAGCGCUGACCCCUAUGAACGGGAGGACCUGGCUGGCCAGCGCCCCGAUGUGGUCCGUGCCCUGCUGGCCCGUCUGGUGGACUAUAACCGCACAGCCAUCCCUGUGCGCUACCCAGCUGAGAAUCCCCGGGCCCAUCCCGACUUUAAUGGGGGUGCUUGGGGGCCUUGGGCCAGUGAUGAGGAAGACGAGGAAGAGGAGGAAGAAGCAGGCAGGGCUCGAAGCUUCUCCCGAGGGCGCCGCAAGAAAAAAUGCAAGAUUUGCAAGCUGCGAUCCUUUUUUCGUAAACUCAACACCAGGCUGAUGUCCCAGCGGAUCUGAUGGGGGGGGGUGGAGGUGAGGAUCUCUGUCCCCCUAGAUGUACUUCCUCAUUCAAGCCUGAGCCUGCCCCUCCCCAUGGAGGGGCCUGAGGUCAAGUCCCCAGUUGCCGGGAAAUGGAAGGCAUAGAGACCCUCAAUUGCAGGGUGGGGAGCUUGGCUUGGGGAAGAAUAAACUAGACUGGGGUACCUGGAUUCCAGUCUUGCCUCUCCAUUGACUUGCUCUGUGACCUCAGGUGGCCUGCGUGAGCUCUCA
Messenger RNA from Zalophus californianus (California sea lion), 1980 nucleotides. It is a transcript of the gene ARSI, whose product is annotated as arylsulfatase family member I. The transcript has 2 exons. The coding region runs from base 1 to 1728 and encodes 575 amino acids. Lineage: Eukaryota; Metazoa; Chordata; Mammalia; Carnivora; Otariidae. The record is from RefSeq and is a predicted model, not a curated record.